AUGCUGCCGAGACCGCACGACUUUCAAUCAUUUUGCCUCCUGCUGCACAUCAUAUCCCUCCCCAUUCGCUUCGUCCUCAUCGCGCCGACUGUCAUCUACCAGGGACACGUCAUAAACCAAGACUUCCUCGUGCGUCAUAACGCCGUGCUUCAUAACGGCACCUACACCCAAGCCAUCGUGAUCGGAGAAGACCUUGCACAAAAAUGGGGAAUCUGGGCCUUCUUCUGGAACCUAGGAGCUUGCAUAAUCGCUCUCAUUCUACAGCCGCCCUUGCAUAUACCCCUCACGGGUGUCGACUUGUUCAUUACCAUCGGUUUGUCGCAUGCCACAUAUGCCCAGAGGACAUAUAUCCCGCAAAGUACGAAGGCGUGCUACAACCCGUCUACUCUGCUCAACCAGCGGCCUCCAGGCGCCAAUGAAAGCUUCUUUGCUGCUGCUGCGAGGCUCAACGGCACUGUCUCGACUCCGACCAGGAUAUGCAAGGCUUUUGUGGAAGAAUGGCAAUACGGCGUCUCUUUAUGCUUCUUCUAUGCCUUGCUCUCCUUCAUGGGCAUGGUCAUCUUUUUGGGCACCAUGCGCAACCUCAAACAGCAAAUUUUGACCUUGGCUAACACGAUCAAGGUUUGCGUCAUAGCAAUUGGCAAAUGCUUCUUGUAUAUGCCUCGGCUAUUGAUAUUCAUGUUCCCGUGCCUCCUGUACCACACUCCAGUCUUCUUCUUCCGAGGCUCUCCCAUGAAAGUAAAGGGCCCGGUCCGAGCAGCGCGUCGGUAUACCGUGAAAACAGCAUUGGGUGUCGAGCAAAAGGCCGAGGUUGCGCUGAAAGAGCUCCAGACAGAGCUUGCCAAGAGGAGAGAGAAUGUUGGAAGGUACCAAGGGCCGCCGGGAAACCCCACGCCGCUGGCAGACUUCCUAGGUGUCUACGACAUGCUCAUCAUGGUCGACAUGUACCUCCAUUACGUCGACGUCCUCAACCUAGCUGCCGUCUCCAGAUCGGUUCGCGAAUCCGUCCUUCCCGCCACCGAUCUGCACCGCCGCCUCACCGUCUUCAAUCAAUACACCUGUUGCGACCGAGAAAGAAGGCGUUGUUGGGCAUGCCCAAACCAGACAUGCGCCGGGUGCUACCAGCUCCCUCUGGUUCCCCAAGUGCCAGUAGUAUACCACUUGGAACAGUGUGUACCCUACUGCACGCCUUGCUACUACAAACACGUUGCCCACGCUCAGCCCAAGAAGAAAAACAAGUACAAGAGCGCGCGAUGCAAAUGCGCUCCCAAUCCUCCUGAGCAGCAACCAAAUUUCUACCAGCGAUACAUUGACAUCCUCGGCACGCCCAAGAAAACACAGCGCAGUCUCGAGACGCUUCCCAGGUCCGUUUGCCGCGAGUGCAACAAGUUGACGAGCGAAGAGCUAGUGGCGAAGAAGACGGAGGCUGCAAAAUCCAUGUUGAUGAAGGGUCUGAAGAGCGAUGGUGAAAAGUGGCUCAUAUGUGCCAAACAGGGCUGUGGCAAUCGUCUUGGCUCAGGGCCCAGGUUUUGGAUUUGUCCAAAGGCACGAUGUGGGGGAGAAUGCAUAAGUACUCUGCAUCAAGCGUGGGGCGAAAGCAGAAAUGGGGGAGAAGAUGAGAUUGUUGGAGACGAAUCUGUCUGAUAGGAGCCCUUUGAGCUCGAAUGUACAUGCUAUCGUUCGGCUACCAAUCUCAGCAAUCUCAA
Exserohilum turcica Et28A is the source of this 1706-nucleotide messenger RNA. RefSeq lists its product as uncharacterized. The transcript has 2 exons. Lineage: Eukaryota; Fungi; Ascomycota; Dothideomycetes; Pleosporales; Pleosporaceae. Bases 1 to 1644 code for a protein of 547 amino acids. The record is from RefSeq and is a predicted model, not a curated record.